AUGUCCUUUCGGAAUAUUAUACUACCCGCUCGAUGUUCAGCUGAAUCCUUGAACUUGCUUUCAGACUUGACCGUUGCCAAGUACGGGGCCUUUAGAAGGAUGACCGAGAAUGCAGCUGUGGCCAAUGAGGUGUCGGUGAAUGUAUCAGGUAAGGGUUUAUAGUGUUUUAUAUUUUUAGGUAACAAAUUUUUUAUCAAAGUAAAAAGCUGAAGAUGAAGCUGUCUACUUUGACACUAGUUGGCUUCUAGUGUGCCAAAUGUCUUGUGAUUAACAUGAACAAUCACUCAUAACACUCUUGAAUGUUAGAUUAUUCAUCCACACCAAAAUAUAAAUAGCAAGGUUUCUGAAUCUUAAUAUGAUACUUAAAACACCUUUUUUGACCUUUAAGUCUUUGUCAAUAAUUUGUGUCUGAAGGUAGGCCAGAUGAAAUUAAUGGUGUAUUGUUCUGUUUGAUUGCACAGCGGGCUUUUAACAUUAGAUAACGUUUGAAAUGCUCACUAAUACCUAAUCAUGAAGUUCGUUAAAUUUUUGUGCUCAGUCUUCAGAGGUAACUUUUGAUUUAUCAAUUGUAAUUUGUUGCUUCACACAUUUGAGUUUUGUGUUACAGUAGUUGGUCCUUUUUUAAAACUUUUUGUGAUUGUUACUUAAAACUUUAGGCUUAUUAUGAUAUUGUGAUUUAAGUAUACUGAAUCAUACUGAGAAGUGUAAUAAGAUUGAAAAGUUGUUUUAAAGGUUUCAGAGUCUGUUAGUAUGACACCUUUAUUUUGUCUAAGAUACGUAAUGAUUUUCGGAUAUUAUAGUAGAAGAACGGACACCAUUUGUACCAUCAAGUCCGAAUGGAUCUUCAAGUAACACAAAGAGUGAGCCAGAUGACACACAGAAGAAGACGGCCAGUCUGGUCUACUGGAUCUUCGUACUUCAUGGCAUUGGUACUCUUAUGCCGUGGAAUAUGUUCUUGACUAUUGCUCCAGAUGUAAGUUAAUGUUAUCUAUGCUUAUGACUGUAGCUAUGAAUGUGUUUUACGGUGAUGUAUCUUCAUUUAAAGUUUAUUAUUUAUUAUUUUUGAUAGAGUUUAUAUUUGUUUAUAUAAAAAUAAAUAUUAUUUUUAAUAAUUAUUAUACUUUUUGUUACAGUAUUUCAUGGGCUACAAAUUCCAUCCACUGAAUGUCACUGCUCCAGCACCCAAUUACUCACAGAACUUCUUCAGUUACCUUGGAGUCUGUUCGCAACUACCCAACUUGAUCUUGAACUGUUUGAACUUGUUUAUUGUUUUGAAAGCAGAUCUGAGUGUUCGUAUCAUCUACUCCUUGUUUGUUGUGGCUACAAUCUGCUUGACUACCAUCAUCUUUGUGUUUGUACCUACUCAUGAAUGUAAGUUUAGAUUCCUAUUGGCUUUUUAGGGCGAUUUGUUAAUUGUAUUAGCUUCUAAAGACGAUUUUGAGGAAAAACUUUAAAUUUAGGUAAUAUUAAUAGAUAUUUUCAAGAAAUUUUACAUUUAAUGACAUUUUUAGGUAAAGACAUGUUAUUUAAUAUAGUUUAAAAAAAGCCAUUUUCAGGGAUGUUCGGUUUCUUCCUCUUUACAAUGUUUACUGUAAUCAUCUUGAACAGUGCUAAUGGUGUAUAUCAGAACAGUAUUUAUGGUAUUUUGGCUGAUUUCCCAGCUCAUUUUACUAACGCCGUAGUAAUUGGUAACAACACUUGUGGUAUCUUCGUCACUUUGAUCUUGAUCUUCACUUUGUCUUUAAGCAGAAAUGUCAAACUGGUUGCAUUUGCAUACUUCUUGGUGGCAUUACUGACUGUUCUUCUGUGUUUGGCUACUUUCUUCUAUCUACCUAAACUGGUAAGUUAAAUGUUAUGUAUAUUAUUGCAGAGUUGGUUACUUUUGGGUUGCUUUAUGUAAUUAUGGUAAAAAUGUUGUGCAUGGUUUAAUAAUAUGUGUACAUAACAUAUUGUAUACAAUUAUUGUGCGUUGACUUGUUGCUUAUUGUAUUGGUUUUAGGGCUUCUACGAAUUCUAUGUCCAGAAGGCUAAAGCUUCCAGAUCUCAAGCUGAAUCCACAGAGAAAGGACUCAAGUUGGAUGACAUCAAAUUUGUAUUGAAACACGUAUGUUUUAAUUUUAUUUUAAAUAUUGUGCACUUCACCUCGUAAAGUAUUACACGAUAUACAUUACUAAAAAGCUGAUUUUAGGCAUGGGUUCAAAUGCUGAGCGUUUUCUUGACUUUCUUCGUCACUUUGGCCCUAUUCCCGGCUGUCAUUAACGCCGUCGACAUCACUCCAGAAGGCCAACAAUAUUCUUUCUUCAUCCCUAAGUACCUGUUCAGUCCCAUCGUCGUUUUCCUCAACUUCAACGUCUUUGCUACUGUGGGUAACAUUAUUGCCAACUAUAUCCAAGUCCCUGGUCAUAAACACCUGAUCUCGUUCACCAUUGCUAGACUAGCCUUCUUGCCCUUCUUCUGGUACUGUAACUACGGUGGAGUGAAGCGAUUGGGACCAGUUUACAUUGAGAACGAAUGGGUAUUUAUUGGCAUGAUCACUUUCAUGAGUCUGACUCACGGAUACUUCAGCUCAUUGUCAAUGAUGUAUGCACCCCGUGGAGUGCCAAACUCGGCGGCCAGAACUGCUGGCAUGAUGUCGGCCUUCUUCUUGGUACUCGGUAAGGACCUAACUUUAGUACUGCAUGCUAUAUCGAGUUUUUCAAUUUUUUAUAUUGGUUAUAUUAGGGAGAAGUUGGGUAAAAUACUGGCUUUAAAGACUGUUGUAAAUAACAUUUUAUAUUAAACUAAUUUUAAAAUUUCAGGUAUUGCAUGUGGAGUUGCGUUCACCUUUGGCGAAGCCUACAUCUUUGUCGCUCAGUAA
Messenger RNA from Bursaphelenchus okinawaensis, 2857 nucleotides. The record is from the annotation of a GenBank genome assembly. Lineage: Eukaryota; Metazoa; Nematoda; Chromadorea; Rhabditida; Aphelenchoididae.